Tremella mesenterica DSM 1558 is the source of this 489-nucleotide messenger RNA. RefSeq lists its product as uncharacterized. The transcript has 4 exons. The record is from RefSeq and is a predicted model, not a curated record. Gene Ontology annotation, biological process: protein ubiquitination; negative regulation of gene expression via chromosomal CpG island methylation. Gene Ontology annotation, molecular function: ubiquitin protein ligase activity. The coding region runs from base 1 to 489 and encodes 162 amino acids. NCBI's taxonomy places the organism in Eukaryota, Fungi, Basidiomycota, Tremellomycetes, Tremellales, Tremellaceae.
AUGGAAGCUUCAACCGAUGCCGUGCAUGCUCCAACCGUCGCAGGUAUCUCCGGUAAUGCAACAGUCGGUGCAUACUCCGUCGCCCUCAGCGGAGGAUACCCAGACGAUGUGGACCUUGGCGAAGCCUUCACUUACACCGGUUCUGGUGGUCGUGAUUUGAAAGGAACCAAACAAAAUCCGAAGAAUCUACGUACAGCUCCUCAGACGUCGGAUCAGACAUUUGAAAAUUCACUCAACGCCGCUCUCAAGCGUUCGGCAGAGACGAAGAAACCUGUCAGAGUUAUCAGAGGUUUCAAAUUACAAUCCCCUUACGCACCCACGGAAGGGUAUAGGUACGAUGGGUUGUACACUGUCGAAAAAGCCUGGAUGGGAACUGGUCUGACGAAUGGAUUGUUGGUCUGUCGAUAUGCUUUCAAAAGGGUCCGGGGACAAGAUCCUCUGCCUGUGAGGGAUUUGGAGAGGGAAAGAAUGGAGAUGGAAGAGGAAUGA